AUGAAUUAAUCUCAAAUAUAAACUAAUCACAAAUCAAUUAAAAAAGAUUCAGGGGAAAACAAUAAUAAAUUAUCAAGUGGUUCAAUAGUGGCAACAAAAUUUAGAUUAAUAGAUAAAGUUGGUUAAGGAAGUUUUGGAAUGAUUUAUAAGACAGAGAAUAUGGAGACUGGGGAGAUAUUUGCAACAAAAUUUGAGAAGAGAGAAGAAAAUUCAAAUGGAGCAGUUAGUUUGUUAGUAAGGGAAAUAAAAGUAUUAAUUGAAGUGCAAGAUUUUGAGGGUAUUUAAAAAUAAUUGAAUUAAUAGGAUUUCCUUAAAUUGUAUUUUAUGGAAGGGAUGAGUACUACAAUUAUUUUAUGUAAACAUAUUUGGGAUACAAUUUGGAAUAAUUAUUAAAGAGAUGCAAUUACAAAUUUAGUAUUUAGAGUGUUUUAAAGAUUGGAAUUAUAUUAAUAGAGAGAAUAAAAAUGUUACAUUCAAAAAAUUUAAUACAUAGAGAUUUAAAGCCUGAUAAUAUUUGUAUAGGUUAUGAUGAUAUCGAUUAGAUAUAUUUAAUCGAUUUUGGUUUAGCUAAAUAUUAUAGAAAUUCUUAAGGUGAUCAUAUACCUUAAAGUGAUAGAAGAGGAAUGAUUGGAACAGCUAGAUAUGCUAGUUUAACAGCACAUUUAGGUUAAUUAUGAUUUCUAAUUUAUAGGAAAGGAACAAUCACGAAAAGAUGAUAUUGAGAGUUUGGGAUAUGUUUUAGUCUAUUUAGCUAAAGGUCGUCUUCCAUGGAUGAAUUUAAAUACUUCUACAAAGUCAGAGAAGUAUUAAAAAAUUAAAGAAUUUAAACAAUAAAUUACUUUAGAAAAAUUAUGUGAAGGAUUGCCUAAAGUUUAACGUCAUAUUCAUCAUAUAAGUGUUUCUUGAAUCUUUUUAUCUAUGCACGUGGCCUAGAUUUUUAAGGAGAACCAGAGUAUUCGUUUCUAAAAGAUCAAUUUUAGAAAUAAUAUUAAAUUGAAGUAUAAUCCUCAUAGAACCAUGUUCCAUUAGAUUUCGAGUGGGAGCGUUUACCUGAACUUAAAAAAAGGAAAUAAAGAGUCAUAGCUAAUUUAUUGAAAUAAAAAUUAGGUACUUGAAUCUAAUUGUAUAAGAAAAAUAAACUGAAAUAAAGCCUGAAUUAGAUAUAAAGAAAAGUUAUGAUGAAAGACCAGAAUAAAGAGGAAGUUCAUUUUUAAAUGUACCUGUUUAAGAAAAUGAAUAAUAAUAACUUUCACCUGAAAAAAAUAAAUAAAGCAGAGUAAUGAUAAUAAGUUUAAUUAAAUUUAGAGAUGUAGUUAAAAUGUAUCUAGUAUGGGUACUAGUUAAAUUAACAAUUACAAUCAAUAAAGUUAGAAAGAGAAUUUUAGAAAAUUUGCUUAUGAAAAACGAGAGCAAUCUUAUUUCUCAAUUGAAAAAAAAGAAUAGAAUUAAAAGAAUUUCCUUAAAUAAACAUCAACAAAAGCUGAACGUUAAUAAGCAUUAUAGGAUAUAGAUAAUGAUUAUAGAGAUUUUGAUGAUCUAGAUUAAUUGGCAGAUGAGGAAACCAAUAUUGCCAUUUUUAAUAUUACUCCUCAUUUAUCAAGGAGAAAAUUUCAAUGAUC
This is a messenger RNA of Paramecium pentaurelia, 1619 nucleotides long. The record is from the annotation of a GenBank genome assembly. NCBI's taxonomy places the organism in Eukaryota, Ciliophora, Oligohymenophorea, Peniculida, Parameciidae.